GCUGCCCGGGCCCCGCGCUGCCGGCGCCUGCGCCCCCUGCCGGGCGGGGCGGGGCGGCUGAUGCAACCGGCGGAAGCGCCGUGACGGCACUUCCGGCGCGGCGGCAGCAGCAUGGCGGGCGAAGGCAUCGGCAGGACGGCGGCGCUCGCCAUGGAAGAGCUGUACGUCUCUGAACAAGAGGGCAGUGAUUCCACUGGUGAUGGGACACAAAAGAAACCAUUCAAAACUGUUUUAAAGGCUCUAAUGACAGCAGGAAAGGAACCGUUUCCUACUAUUUAUGUGGAUUCGCAAAAAGAAAAUGAGAGAUGGAGCAUUAUUUCAAAGUCACAGAUGAAGAAUGUCAAAAAACUAUGGCACAGGGAACAAAUGAAGAAUGAGGCUAAGGAGAAGAAAGAGGCAGAAGAUCUCUUGAGAAGAGAGAAGAACCUAGAGGAAGCUAAGAAGGUUGUUAUCAAGAAUGAUCCUAGUCUUCCAGAGCCAAAAUGUGUAAAGAUUGGUGCUCUGGAGGCUUACAGAGGGCAAAGAGUGAAGAUUUUUGGCUGGAUUCACAGAUUACGUAGGCAAGGAAAAAAUUUGAUGUUCAUUGUUUUGAGAGACGGCACAGGAUUUCUACAGUGUGUCCUUUCAGAUGAACUGUGUCAGUGUUACAAUGGGCUACUUCUGUCUACGGAGAGCAGUGUUGCCGUGUAUGGUGUGCUGACCCUUGUUCCCGAAGGCAAGCAGGCUCCAGGAGGCCACGAGCUGAACUGCGACUACUGGGAGCUUAUCGGUCUGGCCCCGGCAGGAGGGGCUGACAACCUACUCAAUGAGGAUUCAGAGGUUGACGUGCAGCUUAACAACAGGCAUAUGAUGAUUCGUGGCGAGAAUAUGUCAAAAAUCUUCAAGGUGCGCUCCAUGGUAGUACAGGUCUUCAGGGAUCACUUCUUUGCCAAUGGAUACUAUGAAGUUACACCACCAACUUUAGUCCAAACACAGGUUGAAGGAGGCUCGACCCUAUUCAAGCUGGAUUAUUUUGGUGAAGAGGCGUACUUGACACAAUCCUCCCAGCUCUACCUGGAGACCUGCCUUCCGGCAUUGGGAGAUGUUUUUUGUAUCGCUCAGUCAUACAGAGCUGAGCAAUCCAGGACGCGCAGACACUUGGCAGAAUACACUCACAUUGAAGCUGAAUGCCCUUUUAUAAGUUUUGAGGAGUUGUUGGACCGUCUGGAGAACUUGGUCUGUGAUGUAGUGGACAGAGUCUUGAAAUCACCUGCAGCAAGCUUACUGCAUGACCUAAACCCGGGCUUCCAGCCCCCUAAACGUCCGUUCCGACGGAUGAACUAUACUGAUGCCAUUGCAUGGUUAAAGGAACACGAUGUGAAGAAGGAAGAUGGCACUUACUACGAGUUUGGAGAUGAUAUUCCUGAAGCUCCUGAGAGACUAAUGACAGACACCAUUAAUGAGCCAAUCCUGUUGUGUCGAUUUCCUGCAGAGAUAAAGUCCUUUUAUAUGCCGCGCUGUUCUGAGGAUUCCCGGCUUACAGAAUCUGUCGAUGUGUUGAUGCCGAAUGUUGGUGAGAUUGUUGGAGGCUCUAUGCGUAUCUGGGACAGUGAGGAGCUAAUAGAAGGCUACAAGAGAGAGGGCAUCGAUCCCACACCGUACUACUGGUACACCGACCAGAGGAAAUACGGUACCUGCCCUCAUGGUGGAUAUGGUUUGGGGUUGGAACGAUUCCUGACCUGGAUCCUGAACAGGCACCAUAUCAGAGAUGUCUGUCUCUAUCCUCGCUUCGUCCAGCGCUGCAAACCAUAGCCGUCCUUGUGAUGAAAUGCUAGGAAACGGAGCAACUGAUGCUUCGGAAAGAACGAUUCACUACCAUACUACAGCCUGUCCGAGAACAAGACUUACUGCAACCUGUGGUUAAUACAAUCGCUAUUUUAGUUGGGAGGGAACCCUUUUUAAAGGAAAAUGCUAUUAAUUAACUGGAAGAAUUCUUAGAAAAAAUUGUUAAAAAAAAAAUUGUAAAAAUACUCUCAAGUCGCCAUAAAACAAAGAUCCUGAUAAGCUGGUAUUUAAAAAAAAAAAGAAGAUGCGCUUUUACCUUUAAUGUCUGUGACUUAUGAAUAAAAUAUUUGGGGCAUUUAAUUUUUUUUGACCUCUGUUUUCUCUUUUGUGGUUUCUUGUUGGAGAAAUCGGAAGGUCAAGCUCUUUAAAUUCCCAAAUACUGACUAUUGAGAAUGUCAUGAAGAGGCUAUCAUCUAUAUAGCGCAAUGAAGUAUAAAAACUAGAAUAAAUACAUUUAAGCGCUGCACUUUUUAGCUCCUACUGCUUUUAAUGAAAGUUUUGAGUUUAUUCAGUAGCAAGGCAUGUAGUAUUGAACGCAAAAUUCUGCUGCGAGAGGUGUACUUUUUUUCCAAAGUAUUUAUUGAGACUGAUUGUGAGGUACACUGUUAGUUUUCCCUGGCAUUUGUGGACAGAGCGCAAUAGUGGGACCACGCACACCUAACAUGCUGAAUUACCAUUUUAAGAGGACUGUCUGUUAGCUCAUGGGCACCUGGAUGUUUGUGUUGCUUUUAAAACCAAGGUUCUUCCCUCUGCUUCAAACAAGAAGUAACUGAUUGAAGACCCAAAGAACUUGGUAACUGUGAAACAGAAUUGGUUUCCAGCACUGUAUGCUGACUGAAUUUCUGUCCUCUCUAGGUGAAUUGUAGUUCAAGCAGUGCUUUCCCAUUUCCUGCUAAAGAAUGUUUUCAUACUAGAGCAGUCCCAUGUUUCCCAGCUGGCCCGGUGUACUCUUCUGCUACUGCGUCUUAGCAGGUUCUCUGCUGUAAACAAGCUAUCAAACGGAAUUAAUUAUAUAUUAAAUCUGUUGAGUCAUCUGAAUGCUUCUUAGCCAUAAACAAACUAAGUCCUUUUACUACAGUGAAAAGAAGAAAUAAAAAAAAGUAGGGGCAUCAUUUGCUACCUGCACUGAGAUUUUAUCUGGAUUUGCCGUUCAUAGAAUUGUUGUUGAGCUGUGUGAUGUCCAUAUUUUUGUAGUAAAAGAUUGGGUUUUUUCUUCAUCUUGCAUGUUACAUACACAAACUAGUCUAAAUCAGCAGUCAAUAAAUUCCUGGCAAUAUGGAAAA
Dromaius novaehollandiae (emu) is the source of this 3107-nucleotide messenger RNA. RefSeq names its product asparaginyl-tRNA synthetase 1 (gene NARS1). Lineage: Eukaryota; Metazoa; Chordata; Aves; Casuariiformes; Dromaiidae. Gene Ontology annotation, biological process: asparaginyl-tRNA aminoacylation. The coding region runs from base 112 to 1791 and encodes 559 amino acids. Gene Ontology annotation, cellular component: cytoplasm. The transcript has 15 exons. Gene Ontology annotation, molecular function: nucleic acid binding; ATP binding; asparagine-tRNA ligase activity. The record is from RefSeq and is a predicted model, not a curated record.